AUGUCGAAAAGAACCGCCGAAGACCAGGAUAACCUAGAGUCCCUCAAGGCAGGGCAGCGACCAGAUUCGAGUGCAAACGGUGACCCCACCCUCGACUUCGAAGACGAAUUCGAAGAUGAAUACGAGUCGGAAGACGAGAUCAUGGAAGCGGGCGUUGAUGGGCGGCCGGACGCCGAAAGAGAAGCCGAGCAGGCACAAGAUGCUAUGGAUGUCGACACGAAGGAGCAAACAUUUAUCCCAGGCCGAUCGAUAUUGCAACCUGGAAUGUCGUUGACGCCGGACCCGUCCACCUACGAGAUGCUUCACCUCAUGUCAACAUCGUGGCCCUGUCUAUCUUUUGACGUGGUGCGAGAUAAUCUGGGGGGAAAUCGCAAGCAGUAUCCAAGGACAGUCUAUGCCGUUGCGGGCACGCAGGCUGAGUCGUCACGCGCCAAAGAGAAUGAAAUGUAUAUUUUGCGAUUGAGCAGUCUAUCGAAGAUGGAUCGUGGAAAUCAGACAGAUUCGGAAAGCGAUAGCGACGACGAUGAGGACGACGAGGGCUCAUCUGAUCCCGUGCUCGAGUCGAGGUCGAUACCGCUCCCAAGCACAACCAAUAGAAUUAGAGCAUUCCAGCCAGCCUCUGCCGCUGCCGAUAUGGCCCAAAUGCCUCAGACAUUGACGGCUACAUCCCUCGAAAAUGGUCAGGUUCUGAUCCAUGAUGUGUCACCAUAUCUCCAUUCUCUUUCAACACCAGGCUACACACUGCCUCCGAAUGCCUCGAAGCCGCUCAGCACGCUCCGAGUGCACAAGACAGAAGGAUACGCACUGGACUGGGCGCCAGCUUCCUCGCACCCGAACGGUCGACUUCUCUCCGGUGACAAUGCCGGACAAAUAUUCAGCACACAGCGAACCGAGGGCGGCGGAUGGGUAACCGACACCAGAUCAUUUGUCGGCCACACUGACGCAGUGGAAGAACUUCAAUGGUCACCCAAUGAGAAAUUUGUCUUUGCAUCCGCAAGCUCCGACGGCACUGUGAAGGUGUGGGAUGCGCGAAGUAAGAGUCGCAAACCCGCUGUUGAUGUGAAGAUUAGCAACACGGAUGUCAACGUGAUGUCUUGGUCGCGCCAGACAUUCCACUUGCUUGCCACUGGCGCCGAUGAUGGCGAAUGGGCAGUUUGGGAUUUGCGGCAAUGGAAGCCUCAGUCAGGAGCAGCACCUGGCGCACAGAUCAAACCGAGUCCUGUCGCUAACUUUCACUUCCACAAGAAGCCCAUCACUUCAAUAGAGUGGCAUCCGACAGAUGAUAGCGUGGUAGCUGUCGCCUGCGCUGAUAAUACAGCAACUCUGUGGGAUCUCGCGGUCGAGCUUGAUGAUGAAGAAUAUGGCAGAGAAGCGGGCUUAGGUUUGGGUGAAGGUGCCGAAAAGGUCCCUCCGCAACUCUUGUUCAUUCAUCACGUUGAAGACGGCAAAGAAUUGCACUGGCACCCGCAAAUGCCCGGUACGGUCAUGGUCACCGGCGGAAGCGGUCUAGGAGUCUUCAAGACAAUCAGCGUUUGA
Molecule: messenger RNA, 1536 nt
Organism: Cladophialophora psammophila CBS 110553
Lineage: Eukaryota; Fungi; Ascomycota; Eurotiomycetes; Chaetothyriales; Herpotrichiellaceae
Exons: 1
Coding region: 1-1536 (511 amino acids)
Molecular function (GO): protein binding
Source: RefSeq, a predicted model, not a curated record